Pristis pectinata (smalltooth sawfish) is the source of this 5210-nucleotide messenger RNA. RefSeq names its product membrane-bound transcription factor peptidase, site 2 (gene mbtps2). The transcript is spliced from 11 exons. Gene Ontology annotation, cellular component: cytoplasm; membrane. The record is from RefSeq and is a predicted model, not a curated record. Gene Ontology annotation, molecular function: protein binding; metalloendopeptidase activity. Gene Ontology annotation, biological process: regulation of response to endoplasmic reticulum stress; membrane protein intracellular domain proteolysis. Bases 8 to 1492 code for a protein of 494 amino acids. Lineage: Eukaryota; Metazoa; Chordata; Chondrichthyes; Rhinopristiformes; Pristidae.
CGGUAGGAUGGUGCCGGCGGCGGCAGUGUUGGGCCCGGUGGGGUUUUGGUGCGCGCUGUGCCUCGCCGACUCGGCGUUCAAGUCAUCGCCCAGUCUCAAGGUUUGGUAUGAAGAAUGUCUGACAAAAUUUGGGAUCACCAUCGCCCCUUUCCACAUACGUUGGCAGUCGACUUUCUUCAAUCGGUUCUUUUUAAAGCUGGGACGAUGGAAGCCUCAGUUCCUGUACUUGUGGUUCAGUCUUGGGAUGGGAUUUGGAGUGGUCUUCAUGUUUGUCUCAAUAAUACUUCUAAUGAAAACCCUGUCACAGACCUUAACGCUGAUGUCAGCCGACAGUGCGGCAGCUGAGAACAAACGCAUUCUGCAAGUUGUGGUGCCCGGUGUUAACCUACCUGCAAGCCAGCUGGUAUAUUUUUUCACUGUGAUUCUGAUCAGUGGCAUCAUUCACGAAAUAGGCCAUGGGGUGGCUGCAGUCAGGGAGCAAGUGCGAUUUAAUGGCUUUGGAGUGUUUGUUUUUGUUGUCUACCCUGGAGCGUUUGUUGACCUCUACACAAACCAUUUGCAGUUGAUAUCUCCAAUCCAACAGCUGCGAGUGUUCUGUGCAGGUGUGUGGCACAAUUUCGUCCUGGCAUUGAUGGCUUUACUCAUCCUGUACUCAUUGCCACUCUUUCUCCUUCCUUUGUACUAUACUGGAAUUGGGGCAUUAGUCACUGAAGUCACAGAGAAUUCCCCCGCCAGCGGACCCAGAGGACUGUUUGCAGGCGAUCUUAUUAAAUAUGUGGAAAACUGUUCAGUUUACAGCGUGGAAGAUUGGCACAAGUGCAUUGAAGAAAUCUCUCUGAAACCUCAGACUGGAUACUGUGUUAAUGAAGCAACCCUGCAGCACCUGAGCUCUGUGGGUCGAGCUUACAAGAGGCUCGAUGGAACCACCGAGUGUUGUAGCAACAACAGCCUUGUGGAUAUUUGCUUUUCUUACCAUGGCAACUUGCAGAUGCUCCAGCACGUUUGCCUGCCAGCCAGGAAAGCCAUUGAAUCCAGUCGGGUAUGUCAGCGGAACGUGGACUGUCAGAAGGAGUUUGUCCGCAGCUUGUGUGCGAAGCCUUCUAUGGAAAACCAAACCAGGCUGAUCAGAGUCAAGCACUCGUCUCCCAUGGAUAUGCUAUUUGUCGGGCACCCUGUCCAUCUUCAGUAUGCAGUGAGCCUUACCAACUACAUGCCACGCUUUGGUUUCCUACACUUGGACGUCCCUGUUAUAAUAGAAACUUUUUGCAAAUACCUGCUUUCUUUAUCAGGAGCUCUUGCAGUAAUAAAUGCUGUGCCAUGUUUUGCUCUGGAUGGACAAUGGAUGUUGAAUUCCUUCCUGGAGGCCACGCUCAGCUCUCUGAUUGUAGAGAAGAACCAUCGAGAUCUCAUUGGAUUUUUUAUCUUGCUUUUUGGAAGUGCCCUGCUGGCUUCCAAUGUGGUUCUGGGCCUUUGGAUGGUUACAGCUAGGUAGUGCUGUAAACCUGACCUAAUCUAGAACACACAGAUGACAUCUUCCGUUCAUGCAUCUAUAUCGUAUCCCUCCCUGCCUCCAACUCCACGUUGUGGAAAUUGCUGAGCACAAUCCCGAGAUUUUAAGGAAAAACCCAUGGGGCUGUGCCCAUGUGAUUUUGUGCUGACUAUUCUGUUGAGCAAGCCUUCUCAGGAGUAUGGAAUUGGAAAACCUAUGGGAAAGAGUUCCUCACAGUGAGGACACCUUCCAUCAUGGUGUGUGGCACUACAAUGGCACUGAUUGGAAUAGUUUCAGAUCUGGCAGCUCAAAACUGGGUGCUGGGGACCAUCAGCAGCAGCAGAAAUGUUUGCCACCUCAAUCUGUAACCUCAUGGCUUGGCAUAUCUCUUACGCCACCAUUAGAAUUGGGCCAGGGGGUCAAUCCUUGUUCAAUGAAGCAUGCAGAAGAGCAUGUUGGGGGAAGCACCAGGCAUACCAAGUGAAGCUGCAGCCCAGGUCUACAAACAUGCUAACAGCAUUAUCAGCAUGUAAUAGACACAGCUAAGCAAUCUCACUACAGAUCGGAUCAAAGCUCUGCAGUUCAGUCACAUUUGAUUGUGAAUGGUGGUGGACAACUAAACAGCUAGGAGGAGGAGUCCAAAAGAAUGUUCCCAUUCUCAGCAGGGGCAGGACCCAGAGUGUGAGUGCUGAAGCAUUCACAACCAUGUUCAGCCAGAAGUGGAUGAUCUAUCCUCCUGAGGUCCCCUCUAUCACAGAAGCCGGUCUUCAGCCAGUUUGAUUCACUUCACAUGAUAUCGGGAAAUGGCCAAGGGUGCUGGAUACAACAGACAACAAUCCAGCUAUAGUACUGAAGACCUGUGCUGCAGAGCCAGCCGCACUAAGUUGUUCCACUGCAGUGACAACACUGGCAUUGUCACUGGUUUGACAAUGUGGGAAAUUGGUCAGGUAUGUUCUCAAAAACCAGGGCAAAUUCAAUCUGUCUAACUACUGCCCAGUCAGUCUACUGUCACUCACCAGCAGUGUGAAGGAAGUUUCAUUGACAGUGCUAUCGGGCAUCACUUACUCACCAAUCACUGGAUCACCAGUGCUCAGUUUGGUUUUCACUAGAACCAGUUGGCCCCAGACCUUAUUACUUGGUCCAUACAUGGACCAAAGAGUGAAGUGAGGGUGACUGCCCUUGACACUGAGGCUGCAUUUGACUGAGUGCAGCAUUAAAGAACCCUGUUUAAACUGAAGUCAAUGGGAUUCAAGGGGAAAAAACUUCAGUGAUUGGAGUCAUAGUAUCUCAUACAUAGGAAGCUAGAUGUGGUGGAGGUCAGUCAUUCUACCUCCAGUACUUUACUGCAGGAGUUCCUUGAGGCUGUGUUCCAAACCCCACCAAAUUCAGCUGCUUCAUCAAUGAUCUUCCUUCCGCCAUUAGCAAAGAGUAGAAAUAUUUGCUGCUGAUUGAUCAGAAACAACUGGAGCAGUUAUAAAAAUGCUGUGGCUACACAAGCAGGUCAGAGGCUGGAUAUCCUGUGGUGGGUGACUCACCUUCUGGUACCACAAGGCUUUUCUAACAUCAACAAGGUGCAUGCUGGGAGUGUGAUGGAAUACUCUCAUUCAACAACAUGAGUGUAGCUCAAUAACACUCAAGUAGUUUGACCACCUAGGGCAACACAGCCUGUUUAAUUGGCACCCCACCAACAACCCUAAACAUUCAUUCCCUCCAGUACCAGUAUAAAAUGCACUGCAGUUACUUGCCCAGGCUGCUGUGACAGCACAUCCCAAACCCAUGACCUCCACCAGCAAGAAGGAAAAGGGCUUCAAAUGCACGGGAACACCAGCGCUCUCAUGUUCCCCUCCAAGGCACACACCAUGCCAUCUUGGAAAUGUAUCGCCUUCAUCGUUGUUGGGUCUAAUUCCUAGAACUCCCUCCCCAAAGGCACUGGUAGUACCUUUACCAGAAGGACUGCAACAGUUCAAGAAGGUAGCUCAUCACCACCUUCUCAAAUGUAUUUAAGAAUGGGUAAUAAAAACGUCCAGAUCCCAAAAAUAAAAAAAAAGUAGCUGUGGUGAGUGGUACUGUGAUUUUAAAUUCCAAGCAGUGUUUAUGUUGAUGCUUGCCACUACCUUUUCAGAUUGAUUUCAUUUGGAAACUUUGAUAAAUUCUGGUGAAUGUCAGCAAGUAACAAGUUCUCAUUUUGGUGUCCAGACAUUACUGCAAAAAGAAGUGCUUAGUUCUGUACCUUUGAAUCAAGUGGCCCCUCUUGGACAGAGAUAUUGAUCUAACAUGCAUCUUGAUGUGAAGUCUGGAGCAACACACAAAGGUGCUGGAGGAACUCAGCGGGUCAGUCAGCAUCUAUGGAGGGAAAUGAACAGUUGACGUUUUGGGUCAAGACCCUUCAUCUGGACUGGAAAGACAGAAGGGAGGUACCCUUACCAACCACCCGCCCCCCCCCAACCUUUUUAUACUGGCUUUCUUUCCAGUCCCGAUGAAAGGUCUUGACCUAAAGCGUCGACUGUCCAUUUCUGGCUGACCUACUGAGUCCCUCCAGCUCCUUUGUGUGUUGCUCCAAAUUUCCAGCAUCUGUGGUCUCUUCUGUCUUGAUCUGAAGUCUCCGCUGUUUCAGUGGUUUGAAUCAAAAGUAAUAUUGAUAGCAGCUGAUGUAUAGCAUCUUCCAACAAUGAUUGUUUAACACGGAUCCUGUGUUUCUCUGCAUGUAUUUUACCCACAGAAGAGCUAUUGGGUCCUUUCAUCAUAAAUUUAACCAAAAUUAAAUUAUGUUGAAGUAGAGUUAAUGCUUUCAGAGUAUAAAUAGAAAAUAAGUUGGAAGUUUUGGAGGAGGCCUGGUAUAACAUUCAGUCAAAAGUUUUUCUUAGCAGAAUAGCAACAAGGCCUAUGUGCUGUGUACAAGCUCCACACUCAUUUUCUGUCUCGUUAUCUUAACUGUUCUUGCACGUUCCUGGUGUCUCACUGAGAUUUUAUUGAUUCCAUUUGUAUGUCGUUCUUUCUUGCACUGGAAUUUGUCCUCAUGCCUUAAUAGUUUAAUUUUUCUUAGCUUCCUAAAUGUUGUCUCCUCCUCCUCUGUUUCUGAUUGUGACCAAAUGCACGAAGUGGUUGCACCUCUUGCUGAUGCUGGCAGACCUGUUGUGCUUUUUCUAGUGUUACAGGAUUGAAUCUGUUCUGGAUUCUUCAGUUCUUUUUAAAAUAUUUUCCUGUAUAAACGAGAGCUCAUGAUGACAAUCAUGUGACAUAAAGAGCUGCAGUUCCAUGCACAUUUUGAUGAUUUUAUUUAUUGAAUGGUUGAGUGAUGCUGACAAGUUAAUCUUAAUUGUCUAUUGACAAAUUGGGUUAGGAUUGGUCAAAUUGCACUUGUGUUUUCUUUUUUUUAAAUCCUAGUUGCUUGACAGGUGUUCACUGAUAUCUUUCGGUCUUCGAGCAACAAAAUAUAACCCAUUCCAAUGGAGAUGAGGGAGGGAUUAUUCCUCCCUCUGUCCGGCAGUGAACUGAUUAGGGAGCAGCAGGUGAAAUCAUUGGUAUAUCACUGUAAGUGGAAUAUUAUCCAAUGUCCUGUGGAUCUAAACAAAAUGUUUUGGACUACAAAAUUUUAUGUGUGUGUUGUCUACCUUGUAUUUGCAUUAUAAGUAAUCCUGUGUUUUGUAAAGUUGUGCUAACAUAACUUUGUUGCUGCAAUAUCUGGGAAACCCGAGAUUUUUAGAAGUAAACAAUAUAUAAA